This is a messenger RNA of Populus nigra (black poplar), 1018 nucleotides long. RefSeq lists its product as uncharacterized. Bases 44 to 913 code for a protein of 289 amino acids. Lineage: Eukaryota; Viridiplantae; Streptophyta; Magnoliopsida; Malpighiales; Salicaceae. The record is from RefSeq and is a predicted model, not a curated record. The transcript has a single exon. Gene Ontology annotation, biological process: shoot system development; root development.
UUCACAUUCACCUGCUUUAGUCUCUCCCCAUUGAGGAAGGAAAAUGGCUGCUUCUUCUAACCACAAAAACAGCUUCCAUGCUCGCUCCAACAGUUUGCCCUCUAGAGAAAACCCAAUCAUCACCCAACUUGAUGAGCAUUUGAGCAGAUUGAGGGCUUCUGAAGAUGCCUCUACGUCAUCAUCCUUCAGCGGCAAACUAAGUAGACUUCAGGAUUUGCAUGACUGUGUCAGCAAGGUGCUUUUGUUACCACUCACCCAACAAGCCAUAGCCCAAGAGAACAAUGAGAAAUGGGUUGAUGAGCUAUUGGAUGGAUCUCUUCAGGUCCUGGAUUUGUGUAAUACUGCAAAGGAUUCCUUGUUGCAAACAAAAGAAUGCAUGCACGAACUUCAAUCCAUUUUACGCAGAAGAGGUUAUGGUGAAAUUGGUCUUACAAAUGAGGUUAAGAAAUACUUAGCCUCUAGGAAGGUAGGGAGAAGGGCAAUUCACAAGGCCUUGAAGGUUAUGCAAAACAAAUGCACCUUCGCCACCUUUAAUGGAGACCAUGAAACCACAACCAUGUUUAACAUGUUAAAGGAGGUUCAAACAACCUCUCUUAAUGUAACGGAAUCCUUGCUCUUCUUCAUCUCCGGACCAAAGACGAAGUCUGUUGGUUGGUCAUUAGUCUCCAAGCUGGUGCACCACAAAGCAGUAGCGUCCGCGGAUCAAACUGAUAGAAAUGAGUUUGCUGAAGUGGAUUCCGCAUUGAUAGGAUUUGUAGAACACAAGACAAGCAAAUCUGAUAACAUCAAGGUUGUGCAAAGCCAACUGGAGAACUUAGAGUUGUGCAUUCAAGAUCUUGAAGAAGGUCUCGAGUGCCUCUUCAGGCAUUUGAUCAAAACUAGAGUCUCCCUUCUCAACAUCCUAAAUCACUAGAGCCUGAACAAUUUUGAUCUACUCAUACUUGUACAGUAUUAAUGAAAUAUACAUGUAUUAUUCCGGAGACAUACAAUGAAUUCAGAUGAUGAAAAUCUUCCACUA